Molecule: messenger RNA, 2557 nt
Organism: Labeo rohita (rohu)
Lineage: Eukaryota; Metazoa; Chordata; Actinopteri; Cypriniformes; Cyprinidae
Gene: nfe2l2a
Product: nfe2 like bZIP transcription factor 2a
Exons: 5
Coding region: 165-1934 (589 amino acids)
Biological process (GO): cellular response to oxidative stress; regulation of transcription by RNA polymerase II
Cellular component (GO): nucleus
Molecular function (GO): RNA polymerase II cis-regulatory region sequence-specific DNA binding; DNA-binding transcription factor activity, RNA polymerase II-specific
Source: RefSeq, a predicted model, not a curated record
AAAUUUUCAUAACUACACAGACAGCAUUUCCUUCAGAAGUGCAUCGUCUAGCAAAGACAAUCUGCCGUAUUUAUUUUAAGCCUUAUUUUAUUUCGCUGUGAAGGAUUACAAACAAAGAAACCACAUUAGGAGUUACGACAAAAAAAGAGAGAUUUUCUCUCAGCAUGAUGGAGAUCGAACUGCCUAAAAUGCAUCCAAGCCAACAGGAUAUGGAUCUGAUAGAUAUCCUGUGGAGGCAGGACGUGGAUCUGGGAGCAGGGAGAGAAGUGUUCGAUUUCAGCUACAGACAGAAGGAGGUGGAGUUGCGGCGCCAGCGCGAGAAGGAAGAGGAGAAGCAGCAGCAGCGUCUGCGGGAGCAGGAGAAAGCGCUGCUCGCCCAACUCCAGCUGGACGAGGAGACCGGAGAGUUUGUGCCUCGGAGCGCCCCGCUGACGCAGGCCGGCAGCACCAACGCCGAAAUCGCACAGAAUGGAGCUUUCGCAGAACAGGACGGUGAUGCCAUGUCAUUUGAUGAGUGCAUGCAGCUCCUGGCUGAGACUUUUCCACUAGAUGAGCCAGCUGAGUCAGCGCCGCCUUGCCUGGAUGCCUCCGUUCCACCUUCCACAGAUCUUAUGAUGCCUCCAGACAUCCCAGCCUUUACCCAGAAUCCUUUGAUGCAAGGCUCUCUGGAUCAAGCCUGGAUGGAGUUGCUCUCACUUCCAGAGUUGCAGCAGUGCCUCAACAUGCAGAUGCAGGAGUCGUUGGAUAUGAAUGGAUUUAUGAAACCCUCCGCAGAAGCACAAGACCCAAACUACAGCCAAUAUCUGCCGGGGAUGGACCCUCUCCCGUCUGUGCAGACAGAGGUGUGUCCUCCCGAAUACAUCAACACUUAUGAUGGAUCCUUCAACACUAUGGUGUCGCCCAACCUCAGCCAGAUGAGUCUGAACGUCCCCGAUGUGGGGGCCGAGUUCAGACCUGAAGAAUUCAAUGAGCUGUUUUAUCCCGAGAUGGAGGUUAAAGAGGACAGUGGCCCUGUUGCAUCCGACGGAGAAAACAUGGUCAGCCAACUGGCUGAGAUCUCUAGCGAUCCUCCUGUGAACCACAUGGAUCUGCACAGCUUCUCACCUGGAAGCUUCAGCUCAGGAAAACCAGAGCCUAUGUCCGAAUUCCCAGAUUCAGAUUCGGGCUUGUCGCUGGACGCCAGUCCUCACAUGAGCUCUCCUGGAAAGUCCUUGAACGGAGACGGAUCGUUCGGUUUCAGCGACUCCGACUCGGAAGAGAUGGACGGCAGUCCGGGAGGCAUGGAGUCAGAUUACACCGAGAUAUUCCCGCUGGUUUACCUCAGCGAUGGAGCGCAGGGAUCUCUCUCGGAGAAACCCCCAGGAGAAGCACAGGAGAUGAAAGCGAAGAACCCAAAGAUAGAGCCGGCGGAGGCCAGCGGCCACUCCAAACCUCCAUUUACCAAAGACAAGCAGAAGAAGCGCUCAGAGGCGCGGCUCUCCCGUGAUGAACAGAGAGCAAAAGCCUUGCAGAUCCCAUUUACUGUGGACAAGAUCAUCAAUCUGCCUGUGGAUGACUUCAACGAGAUGAUGUCCAAACACCAGCUGAGCGAGGCCCAGCUCGCCCUCGUCAGAGACAUCCGCCGGCGGGGCAAGAACAAGGUUGCUGCGCAGAACUGCCGCAAGAGAAAGCUGGAGAACAUUGUGGGCCUGGAGUACGAGCUGGACUCGCUCAAAGAGGAGAAGGAGCGUCUGAUGAAGGAGAAGAGCCAGCGCAGCACCAGUCUGAGAGAGAUGAAGAAGCAGUUGAGUACCUUGUACCAGGAGGUCUUCGGCAUGCUUCGAGACGAGCAGGGCAAGCCUUUCUCGCCCAACGAAUACUCCCUUCAGCACACUGCGGAUGGCACCGUUUUCCUCGUUCCUCGCCUUAAAAAGACUCUUGUGAAGAACAACUAGCUCUGUUCUUUCUCUUCUCUCUCCAUCCACACUUGCUUCUGUUUUUUGGUACUGCUUUUCUCUUGCUAACACCGUGUCCUGACCAGGCAUGACGCAAUGAAGCGACAAAGGCUCUUCCCACGUCCCACUAUGAAAACUACGUGUUACCAUACAUUAAACAUCAUCAAAUAUGUUUCUAUUUGGCACAAUUUAGUCGCAUGACUCCUGAAACUUGUCAUUUUGCGACUGGUCAAGACACGGUGUAGGUUUUGCGCAAAGGAAACAACUAAAUAGGAGCGUAUUUUGCUUAUACAUCCACUGUUGAAAUGGCAGAACUAUUAUAUACGUUUUGCGUAUUCUACUUUCCUAAUAUUCCUAACCUCCGUUGGAUUUUGUACUCCUUUAUAUUUUCUCUGAGAUUCUUUUACCUAUAUGGUUUGUAAAUACAUUUAUACUUUAUUUGCUAUUGAGAUAGGAACAAAUGUACUGUAUAUAAAAAAUAGAUCACGUUUUAGAAUGCUAAAGAUGGUUGUGAUCAUUUUAAGUCUGCACUUAUGUCAGUUUUUAUAUCUUAAUUUACUAUUCUAUUGCUAUUUUACCUCUUGACUUUAUGGCUUUAUAUAAUAAAUAAAUAUUUAAACCUG